Messenger RNA from Galeopterus variegatus (Sunda flying lemur), 2481 nucleotides. It is a transcript of the gene RIOK1, whose product is annotated as RIO kinase 1. Gene Ontology annotation, cellular component: preribosome, small subunit precursor; cytosol. The transcript has 17 exons. The coding region runs from base 182 to 1879 and encodes 565 amino acids. Gene Ontology annotation, molecular function: ATP binding; protein serine/threonine kinase activity. Lineage: Eukaryota; Metazoa; Chordata; Mammalia; Dermoptera; Cynocephalidae. Gene Ontology annotation, biological process: maturation of SSU-rRNA. The record is from RefSeq and is a predicted model, not a curated record.
GGAGCUGUUGGUCCAGCUACUUUACGGCACGUGGCGGCAGCUGUGGGCCUGUGGGCUUCUGAGCGGUUUGCGAGGCGGCGAUCCACAGAGAGGCCGUUGGAUCGGCCCCGGGUAAAACCGUCUGUGUGCCGUUCCCCGUCCCAGCGCAGAGCAGGCGGUGAGGGCUCGGCGCGCUGCGGUCAUGGACUACCGGCGGCUGCUGAUGAGCCGGGUGGUCCCCGGGCAGUUUGACGACGCAGAUUCCUCUGACAGUGAAAAUAUAGACUUGAAGACAAUCAAAGAGGAGGAUGACAUUGUAUUUGAAGGCCUUCAAGAUAAUGUGAAUGAGGAGGGUGAAGGUGAGGUAGAAGAUGAGGAGGAGGACUGUGAUGAUGAAGAUUGGGACUGGGAUGAUAGAGCUGGAAAACUCACCAAGGGUUCUGUCUGGAAUGGAGGAAGUAACCCACAGGCAAAUCGACAGACUUCCAACUGCAGUUCAGCCAAAAUGUCUACACCAGCAGACAAGGUCUUACGGAAAUUUGAGAAUAAAAUUAAUCUAGAUAAGCUAAAUGUUACUGAUUCUGUCAUAAAUAAAGUCACCGAAAAGUCUAGACAAAAGGAAGCAGAUAUGUAUCGCAUCAAAGAUAAGGCAGACAGAGCAACUGUAGAACAGGUGUUGGAUCCCAGAACUCGAAUGAUUUUAUUCAAGAUGUUGACUAGAGGAAUUAUAUCAGAGAUAAAUGGCUGCAUUAGCACAGGAAAAGAAGCUAAUGUAUAUCAUGCUAGCACAGCAAAUGGACAGAGCAGAGCAAUCAAAAUUUACAAAACAUCUAUUUUGGUGUUCAAAGAUCGGGAUAAGUAUGUAAGUGGGGAGUUCAGAUUUCGUCGUGGCUAUUGUAAAGGAAACCCUAGAAAAAUGGUGAGAACUUGGGCAGAAAAGGAAAUGAGGAACCUAAUCAGGCUAAACACAGCAGAGAUACCAUGUCCAGAACCAAUAAUGCUGAGAAGUCAUGUUCUUGUCAUGGGUUUCAUUGGUAAAGAUGACAUGCCUGCACCACUCUUGAAAAACAUCCAGUUAUCAGAAUCCAAGGCUCGGGAGCUGUACCUGCAGGUCAUUCAGUACAUGAGAAGAAUGUAUCAGGAUGCCAGACUUGUCCAUGCAGAUCUCAGCGAAUUUAACAUGCUGUACCAUGGUGGGGAUGUAUACAUCAUCGAUGUUUCUCAGUCUGUGGAGCAUGACCACCCACAUGCCUUGGAGUUUUUGAGAAAAGAUUGUGCCAAUGUCAAUGAUUUCUUUUUGAAGCACAGUGUUGCUGUCAUGACUGUGCGGGAGCUCUUUGAGUUUGUCACAGAUCCAUCCAUUACACAUGAGAACGUGGAUGCUUAUCUUUCAAAGGCCAUGGAAAUAGCAUCUCAAAGGACACAGAAAGAAAAGUCUAGCCAAGAUCAUGUGGAUGAAGAGGUGUUUAAGCAAGCAUAUAUUCCUAGAACCUUGAAAGAAGUAAAAAAUUAUGAGAGGGACAUGGACAUAAUCAUGAAACUGAAGGAAGAAGACAUGGCCAUGAAUGCCCAACAAGACAAUAUUCUAUACCAAACUGUUACAGGAUUGAGGAAAGAUUUGUCAGGAGUUCAGAAGGUCCCUGCACUCCUAGAAAAUCAAGUUAAGGAAAAGACUUGUUCUGAUUCUGAAGAUGCUGGAAGCUCUGAGUGCUCUGACACAGACUCUGAAGAGCGCGGAGACCAUUCCCACUCCAAGAAACACACUGCUGACCCUGACAUUGAUAAAAAGGAAAGAAAAAAGAUGGUCAAGGAAGCCCAGAGAGAGAAAAGAAAAAACAAAAUUCCUAAACAUGUGAAAAAAAGAAAGGAAAAGACAGCCAAGAUGAAAAAAGGCAAAUAGAAAGAGUACUAUAUUAUGUACAGUUAUUUUCCAUCAAUUGCUUUUUUACCUGAACUCUAAGCUGCAUCUGGAAGAUGGCUUCUGGAUUUAAUUGAAUUGUUACUGUGGCACUGUCUAUGAAGACUGAUUCAAGUGUUUUCAUGUAAUUGUGUAAAAAGCUCUAACCUCUAGUAUCUAGAUCAAGUCGCUGAUUCUGUCUGGUGUUGCCAGAGGAUUUAUUUAAGCUACUGUUUUAAUGAAGAACUUCGUACAAAUAUUUUUAUAUUUUUUCUCCUGCAAAUAUCUUCUUGGAAGCAUAAAUGUUUAAAUGUAAUGAACAUCCGUAACCUUUAUGUGAGUGUAAAGACACUGUGGGCAAGCUUGGGAAAAUUGUUUUUGCUUUUUUGUCCAUGCAAAAACCCAUCUGAAAUCACUCAAUGAUAAGGCCAUGGUUUAUAUAAAAGGGAGUUUCACUUACAAGAGAUUUUGGUUGGCUAUUGAUAUAACCAUUCACUGCAACCCUGCUCUCAAGUGUAUCACUGAACAUUUGUAAAGCACUUACACACUUCAUCUUCAAUGUUCUUUUUUGAGCUAGGACCCCUCAGUUCAUAAGCUAUUUCACA